UUUUGGUAUUUAUCUUCACAUUUCCCUUUACGUUUUGCUGUGGCUCCUCAUUUAACCGGAAUUAUUCUGAAACACUUAAAAUACUUGUUGUAACGCAUAAUUGUUGACUAUUUCACUGUUUUAAGAAGAAUAAAGCUUCAGUUCUAGUGAGAAAAAUGUCCAGUCCCGCCAGAUCUACUAGGGGUCGCCGACAGGAUAAUGAUUCGCAAAAUACCCCGAUGAAGCAAACUACAUCAAACCACGAGACGGAAACUCCACUGCGAAUGGGAAGUCGCACACAAGAUGCUAACGUUGUGGUCGAGAGCUCCGAUAACGUAACUGUUCCGACCUCUCCGGCUGUAGGAGGUUCUGGAUCAGGAAUGGCGGCACCAACAAGCCCAUUCACGGCCGUAGGCGGUAGCGCUCCUAUAGGAAUGAGUGAAAUUGACAUAAGUUCUCCAUUGAACUACGGAACCCCGAGCUCUAUGGGUUCAGUUCGUACUCCACGAUCUGGAAUACGGGGCACACCGAUGAGACAGCGUCCGGAUUUACGGAUUGAGCGACGCGUUCGUCAAGUGAAUGUUGGGUCGGAUCAACAACUGGAUCCUAUUCCUGAAGGAAGUUUGCCUUCGGAAACGGAUUCAGCUGCUCAAAGUCAACCUAAGCUUGUCGUAUGGGGAACUAACGUGGUAGUUUCCGAUUGUCUUAAAAAGUUUAAGGACUUUUUGAUGCGUUAUAUCGAUCCAGAUGCGGCUCAAGAUGAAAUCAGUGAAGGCAUGAAUUUGAAUGAGCCGCUAUAUGUACAGAAGUUGGAGGAAAUCCAUACUCUGGAGGAACCCUUCUUGAAUGUAAAUUGUGCCCAUCUGAAAACUUUUGACGAAGGCCUUUAUCGUCAGUUGAUUUGCUAUCCUCAAGAAGUUAUUCCCACCUUUGAUAUUGCUGUGAAUGAGAUGUUUUUCGAAAGAUAUCCGGCAGCUGUUUUGGAGCAUCAAAUCCAAGUGCGGCCGUUCAAUGCUGAAAAAACGCGUAGUAUGCGAGCUUUGAAUCCUGAAGAUAUUGACCAAUUGAUAACAAUUAGCGGAAUGGUUAUUCGGACGUCGAAUAUUAUGCCGGAAAUGCGAGAGGCUUUCUUUAAGUGCAUCGUUUGUAAUUUUAGCACUGUCGUAGAAUUGGAACGUGGUCGCAUUUCAGAACCUACGCUUUGUUCACACUGUAACACCAAUCACUGCUUCCAACUGAUUCACAAUAGAUCUCAAUUCGCCGAUAGACAGAUGGUCAAGUUGCAAGAAGCCCCAGAUGAUAUGGCUGCUGGUCAGACUCCGCACAACGUACUUCUUCUCGCCCAUGAUGAUUUGGUUGAUAAAGUUCAGCCGGGAGAUCGUGUCACUGUUACCGGUGUUUACAGGGCCAUACCGAUUCAGGAAAAUCCUCGACAGCGAUCGGUUAAAUCUGUCUACAAAACGCAUAUUGAUGUUGUCCAUUUCCGCAAAGUUGAUGAAAAGCGUUUGUACGAACAGGAAGACGGCAAAGAUCACAUGUUCCCACCGGAGCGCAUCGAGCUUUUGAAGAAACUGUCCCAAAAGCCAGAUGUUUACGAUCGACUAGUAAAAACCAUUGCGCCCUCGAUUUAUGAAAAUGAUGAAAUUAAAAAAGGUAUCCUACUGCAACUGUUCGGAGGUUCAAAGAAGAAACAGGCAACUUCUGGACGGCGGAACUUCCGUGCUGAAAUUCAUAUUUUGCUAUGUGGUGAACCUGGUACUUCCAAGUCCCAGUUAUUGCAAUAUGUAUAUCAUUUGGUUCCUCGAGCGCAGUACACUUCUGGAAAGGGAUCAUCGGCUGUCGGUUUGACAGCUUAUGUCACAAAAGACCCUGAAACGCGUCAGUUAGUUUUGCAGACCGGAGCUUUGGUUUUGUCUGAUAACGGGGUUUGCUGUAUUGAUGAAUUUGACAAAAUGAAUGAUUCGACUAGAAGCGUAUUACAUGAAGUAAUGGAACAACAAACACUCAGUAUCGCUAAAGCCGGUAUCAUUUGUCAGUUGAAUGCUCGUACAUCUAUUUUGGCUGCAGCAAAUCCCUCAGAAUCACAGUGGAACAAAAACAAAACUAUAAUUGAUAAUGUACAACUGCCACAUACUUUGAUAUCACGGUUUGAUUUGAUCUUCUUGAUUUUGGAUCCACAUGAUGAGGUGUUUGAUCGGAGAUUGGCUGCACAUUUGGUAUCACUAUACUAUGCCACUAAAGAAGACGAUGAGGACAAUUUGUUUGAUAUGAGCGUUCUGAGGGAUUAUAUUGCGUAUGCCAAAGAACACAUCAAUCCAGUGUUGUCGGAAGAAGCCCAACAGAGACUGAUUCAAGCGUAUGUUGACAUGCGAAAAGUUGGUGCAGGUCGUGGCCAAAUCUCAGCCUACCCACGUCAACUGGAGAGUUUGAUUCGACUUGCCGAAGCGCAUGCCAAGGUGCGGCUUAGUGAAGUUGUCGAAGUAGUAGAUGUUGAAGAAGCCUGGCGUCUACAUCGGGAAGCACUAAAGCAGUCCGCCACUGAUCCAUUGUCCGGUAAAAUUGAUGUCGGUAUUCUUACGACGGGCCUUUCAAGCGCAGCCAGGAAGAAGCGGGCAGAACUUGUGGCUAGUAUAAAAGAAAAUCUUAAAGUUAAAGGUAAAAUUUCAACUCUUCCUUACCAAAAGUUGUUCGGAGAGAUCAAAGAAGCAUCACAAGUGCUGGUAACAAAAGAACAGUUCGAAGAUGCUCUAAAAGAGUUGCAAGACGAAGGAAUAAUUGUUAUUGUUGGUAAUAACACCAUUAGAAUAUGUUAAGGUAAGCUCCGGACAAGAGCUGCAUUGGAAAGGUACCUUUUACGUUUUUACUUUUAUUUUUUUUACAAUACACUGUAGAAUUCUGUAAGGAAUCGAUAAAUUAGAUGACAAUCAAAAAAAAAAAAAAAAUAUAGGUAUU
This is a messenger RNA of Uranotaenia lowii, 2931 nucleotides long. RefSeq names its product DNA replication licensing factor MCM4 (gene dpa). NCBI's taxonomy places the organism in Eukaryota, Metazoa, Arthropoda, Insecta, Diptera, Culicidae. The transcript has 6 exons. The record is from RefSeq and is a predicted model, not a curated record. The coding region runs from base 156 to 2792 and encodes 878 amino acids. Gene Ontology annotation, cellular component: nucleus; MCM complex. Gene Ontology annotation, molecular function: ATP binding; single-stranded DNA binding; single-stranded DNA helicase activity. Gene Ontology annotation, biological process: DNA strand elongation involved in DNA replication; mitotic DNA replication initiation; DNA replication.